ACGCUGUAUUAUGAAUUAUCCCCACGUAUAUACACACACACACAUGGGAGGAGAGGUUUUUUGUACUAGGCUUUGAGGUUUAAGUUUGUUUUUAAAUAUAUACAUAUAUAUUUGUAUGGAUUUAUAUUCGCUGCAUGAAGAGAUGCGCAUAUUAAAGCUCAUAGUGUUAGUAAUGUUGGAUAUUAUUGAUGGACAAUUUGGUACUAUAGCAUGAAAUUAGAACUGGAACCUAACAAUGUUUAUUUUAAUAUCGCAAAGUGAGAUCUAUUUGGAGAAUUUUAUGGAUAGAAUUUAUCUGUCCGUGAAUUAUAGAGGUGAAUUUAGCUGUGAAGUGAAUUUGAGGCGAAGUUUGGGCCAUUGGGUACUAGUAAGUUGACCCAGGCCAUGUAUUGGAUUUUGAGGCUUGUAUUAGUUGUUUUUAAAUCAUUAUCUAGCUUGUCUGCAGACUAACUGCUUAAUGCGAGUGUUGUGGACAUUAGAGAUUGUACAGAAUGUUUGACUUAUUUAUAACCAUAUAUCUCUGUUGUCAUAUCUGCAUGCACUGUCGACAAAGGAAGCUUAUACGUAUCUUUUUGAACAAGAGGAACACGAGUUGGAGAUUGCUGCCUAACUUGCAACCCUGCACCAGCCACUUACAGUGAUGUAUUUAAAUCAAUAUUUGGUUAUAUUGACCAUCUAUUUUCACUGGUUCGGCCAAGAAAGCUUCUUUAUAUGGCAAUUGAUGGGGUUGCUCCAAGAGCGAAAAUGAAUCAGCAACGCUCCCGGCGGUUCAGAGCUGCAAAAGAAGCGGCUGAAGCUGAAGCUGAGGAGGAAAGAUUGAGGGAGCAGUUUGAAGCUGAGGGAAGGAUUCUGACUUUUAACGAAAAGAAUGAAACAUCUGAUUCGAAUGUUAUAACUCCUGGCACACAGUUCAUGGCUGUGCUCUCAAUGGCACUUCAGUAUUAUGUGCAGUCUAGGUUGAACCACAAUCCUGGUUGGCAGGGCACAAAGGUUAUUCUUUCCGAUUCAAAUGUUCCUGGUGAGGGUGAACACAAGAUCAUGCAUUACAUCCGACAACAACGGAACCUUCCUGGUUUUAAUCUGAAUACGAGGCACUGUAUCUAUGGACUGGAUGCUGACCUGAUCAUGCUGUCGUUAGCUACACAUGAAAUUCACUUCUCACUAUUAAGAGAGGUGAUCACUCUGCCUGGGCAGCACGAGAAAUGUUUCCUUUGUGGUGAAGUGGGUCAUUUUGCUGCUGAGUGCAAUGGUAGUCCAAAUGACCAAGAUAAAGAUGUUAAUGGUAAGGUCAUCGAAAACACACCAAUUCACAAGAAGAAAUAUCAGUUCCUCAACCUCUGGGUGUUACGUGAAUAUUUACGAUAUGAUAUGGAAAUUCCCAACCCUCCAUUUGAGAUCAACUUUGAGCGAUUGGUGGAUGAUUUCGUGUUUCUAUGUUUUUUUGUCGGCAAUGAUUUUCUUCCUCAUAUGCCAACACUAGAAAUUCGCGAGGGUGCUAUUAAUCUGCUGAUGUACAUAUAUAGAAAGGAGUUUGCUGCUAUGGGAGGUUAUCUUACAGAUGCGGGUGAGGUUUUGGUAGACAGGGUGGAACAUUUUAUCCAGUCAGUUGCAGUAUUUGAGGACCAAAUCUUUCAGAAGCGGGCUCGUCUACAGCAGGUUAUUGAAAAUAAUGAUGAAAUGAAGCUUAAACUGCGAAGAGAGGUUUCUGUUGCAGUUGAAGAUAAGGUCUGCCUUUUCCCUUGGAGUUAUUGGAAGAUCUUAAAAGUGAAAUUGGGUGAGCCUGGAUAUAAAGAAAGGUAUUAUGCUGAGAAGUUUGAGGUCUUGGACCCAGAAAAGAUUGAUGAAGUUAGAAAAGAUAUAGUUCUGAGGUAUGCUGAAGGUUUAUGCUGGGUCUGCCGGUAUUACUACCAGGGUGUCUGCUCGUGGCAAUGGUUUUAUCCCUACCAUUAUGCGCCAUUUGCAUCUGAUCUAAAAGGCUUAGCUGAUUUGGAAAUAACAUUUUUCCCGGGAGAGGCUUUUAAGCCCUUUGAUCAGCUCAUGGGAACCCUGCCAGCUGCAAGUUCCAGUGCUCUGCCUGAAGAGUACAGGAGACUGAUGACUGAUCCUGCAUCGCCCAUCUCUGAAUUCUAUCCUUCUGAUUUUGAGAUUGACAUGAAUGGUAAGCGCAAUGCAUGGCAGGGUGUGGUCAAAUUACCAUUCAUUGAUGAGAAGAAGUUGCUUGCUGAAACAAAGAAACUUGAGGACACUUUAACAGAGGAAGAACAAUUCCGGAAUAGUGUAAUGUUUGAUUUGCUAUAUGUACAUCAAUCUCAUCCUUUGGCUGCCCAAAUUAUUUCAUAUUAUCAAUUGUUUGAUCAAUUACCAGAUAAUCAACUAUCACCUUGGCCAAUUGACACAAAUACUAGCCAAGGAAUGAAUGGAUAUGUUUGGUUAUGUGAGAGAAACGGGUGCAGGAAUGUGGUCCCUUCUCCUGUCAAUGGAUUGGAAGAUCUUGAGAACAACCAAUCUUUAAAUGUUACUUAUUUGAAUCCUCCACCUCAUAAGCACAUCACAGAACCUCCAAAAGGCAUAUGCAUGCCUGAAAGGGUUUUAACCCCUUUGGACAUAAAACCGUUCCCUCAGUUAUGGCAUGAAGAUAAUGGUUGCCGCCUCCAGCAAAUCAGAGAAAGGCCACCUAUUCCUGGGGCACUAUCUGAUCCUCAGUUAAGAGAAGCGGCCCAUAAUCUGAUAAGAAACAUGCUUCUGAGACCAAAUUGGAGCUACUCCGGAUCAUUUGGACAAACUCCACAUAGGAAUUCCCCAGUCAGACCUCUAAUUAAUAGGUUCAUGGCAGCUGGACCAUCUGGGCAUAGCGGUGGCUUGAUUAAUCUUCCAAGCCCCUAUUAUGGAAACUAUUACACACCCCAAUCCAUAACAAGUACUCCUAGUUUUGCGCCCCAUCGCCAUGAAUUUCAUGGCACUUGGACCCAAGACUUUCAUGAAGAACAGCACCAAAACCUAAGGUCUAGAAUGUCUGCGCUGAGAAUUGAAGAAGUCGCACCCAGACCACAUGCAUCUUCGUUUCCAAGGAUGCCAACUUCAGGUCAUUAUAAUCACAAUAUCAGGAACAAUUUUUUGCAGACCAUGGGCACGCUUCCUUCCAGACCUCGAAUGUGGAUCUCUAGACCACAGGCUGUAAAUACCGGAUUGUAUUACAAUCAGCAACAGACUUCGUCAUCAUCAUCAACUGCAAUACAUGAGGACCAGGUGAAUCAAGCUUAUCAGUUCAGGAGUCGAGGAUCCCCAGGAUCUGGGCAAUCCUCAACAUGAGAAUACCAUUCCUGAUCUUCUUGUUGUACAUUGUUCAUGUUCAUAGUUUUGAGUGGCCUGGCCUCCAUAUCCAGUCAUCUACCUCCGAGAAUGUUUCACCAAAUGUCAAGAAUUGUGCAGAAAAUAGUGAUGCGAGAAUUUACCAUAGCUGUAACUUUCCCUCAUCCAAGUGUCCCGGUUUUGUAACUUCUGUUGGGUUGUGGAAGAGGUAUUGUAAAGAAGUAUUAACUGUUGGCUUACGUUUAGUUCUUCGACUUGAGUAGUUUCACAAUUGUAGACUAGCUUCUAGUAGGAAAACAUUAGGAAAAAGGGUGAAUAUAAAGUUUAGUUUUACAAUGUUUUGA
This is a messenger RNA of Diospyros lotus (date-plum), 3653 nucleotides long. RefSeq names its product 5'-3' exoribonuclease 4-like. Lineage: Eukaryota; Viridiplantae; Streptophyta; Magnoliopsida; Ericales; Ebenaceae. The record is from RefSeq and is a predicted model, not a curated record. Gene Ontology annotation, molecular function: zinc ion binding; RNA binding; 5'-3' RNA exonuclease activity. Bases 712 to 3309 code for a protein of 865 amino acids. The transcript has 22 exons. Gene Ontology annotation, biological process: nuclear-transcribed mRNA catabolic process. Gene Ontology annotation, cellular component: nucleus.